Molecule: messenger RNA, 3167 nt
Organism: Bradysia coprophila
Lineage: Eukaryota; Metazoa; Arthropoda; Insecta; Diptera; Sciaridae
Product: polyubiquitin-C
Molecular function (GO): protein binding
Source: RefSeq, a predicted model, not a curated record
UUAUUAAUGCACAUAAUGCCCUUGUACGUAACAGCUGACGACGAGGCCAUUUCAUUUUACUUUCCUUUGAUGCAAAUCUUCGUCAAGACUUUGACUGGCAAGACCAUCACCCUUGAGGUUGAACCCAGCGAUACCAUCGAGAACGUCAAGGCCAAGAUCCAAGACAAGGAGGGAAUUCCUCCAGAUCAGCAACGAUUGAUCUUUGCCGGUAAGCAAUUGGAAGAUGGUCGCACCUUGAGCGACUACAACAUCCAGAAGGAGUCGACCUUGCAUUUGGUCCUUCGUCUUCGUGGAGGAAUGCAAAUCUUCGUCAAGACUUUGACUGGCAAGACCAUCACUUUGGAGGUCGAGCCGAGCGAUACCAUCGAGAACGUCAAGGCCAAGAUCCAAGACAAGGAAGGAAUUCCUCCAGAUCAGCAGCGAUUGAUCUUUGCCGGUAAGCAAUUGGAAGAUGGUCGCACCUUGAGCGACUACAACAUCCAGAAGGAGUCGACUUUGCAUUUGGUCCUUCGUCUUCGUGGAGGCAUGCAAAUCUUCGUCAAGACUUUGACUGGCAAGACCAUCACUUUGGAGGUCGAGCCGAGCGAUACCAUCGAGAACGUCAAGGCCAAGAUCCAAGACAAGGAAGGAAUUCCUCCAGAUCAGCAGCGAUUGAUCUUUGCCGGUAAGCAAUUGGAAGAUGGUCGCACCUUGAGCGACUACAACAUCCAGAAGGAGUCGACUUUGCAUUUGGUCCUUCGUCUUCGUGGAGGCAUGCAAAUCUUCGUCAAGACUUUGACUGGCAAGACCAUCACUUUGGAGGUCGAGCCGAGCGAUACCAUCGAGAACGUCAAGGCCAAGAUCCAAGACAAGGAAGGAAUUCCUCCAGACCAGCAACGAUUGAUCUUUGCUGGUAAGCAAUUGGAAGAUGGUCGUACGUUGAGCGACUACAACAUCCAGAAGGAGUCGACUUUGCAUUUGGUCCUUCGUCUUCGUGGAGGCAUGCAAAUCUUCGUCAAGACUUUGACUGGCAAGACCAUCACCCUUGAGGUCGAACCCAGCGAUACCAUCGAGAACGUCAAGGCCAAGAUCCAAGACAAGGAGGGAAUUCCUCCAGAUCAGCAGCGAUUGAUCUUUGCUGGUAAGCAAUUGGAAGAUGGUCGUACGUUGAGCGACUACAACAUCCAGAAGGAGUCGACUUUGCAUUUGGUCCUUCGUCUUCGUGGAGGAAUGCAAAUCUUCGUCAAGACUUUGACUGGCAAGACCAUCACUUUGGAGGUCGAGCCGAGCGAUACCAUCGAGAACGUCAAGGCCAAGAUCCAAGACAAGGAAGGAAUUCCUCCAGAUCAGCAGCGAUUGAUCUUUGCCGGUAAGCAAUUGGAAGAUGGUCGCACCUUGAGCGACUACAACAUCCAGAAGGAGUCGACUUUGCAUUUGGUCCUUCGUCUUCGUGGAGGCAUGCAAAUCUUCGUCAAGACUUUGACUGGCAAGACCAUCACUUUGGAGGUCGAGCCGAGCGAUACCAUCGAGAACGUCAAGGCCAAGAUCCAAGACAAGGAAGGAAUUCCUCCAGACCAGCAACGAUUGAUCUUUGCUGGUAAGCAAUUGGAAGAUGGUCGUACGUUGAGCGACUACAACAUCCAGAAGGAGUCGACUUUGCAUUUGGUCCUUCGUCUUCGUGGAGGCAUGCAAAUCUUCGUCAAGACUUUGACUGGCAAGACCAUCACCCUUGAGGUCGAACCCAGCGAUACCAUCGAGAACGUCAAGGCCAAGAUCCAAGACAAGGAGGGAAUUCCUCCAGAUCAGCAGCGAUUGAUCUUUGCUGGUAAGCAAUUGGAAGAUGGUCGUACGUUGAGCGACUACAACAUCCAGAAGGAGUCGACUUUGCAUUUGGUCCUUCGUCUUCGUGGAGGUAUGCAGAUCUUCGUCAAGACUUUGACUGGCAAGACCAUCACCCUUGAGGUCGAACCCAGCGAUACCAUCGAGAACGUCAAGGCGAAGAUCCAAGACAAGGAGGGAAUUCCUCCAGAUCAGCAGCGAUUGAUCUUUGCUGGUAAGCAAUUGGAAGAUGGUCGUACGUUGAGCGACUACAACAUCCAGAAGGAGUCGACUUUGCAUUUGGUCCUUCGUCUUCGUGGAGGUAUGCAGAUCUUCGUCAAGACUUUGACUGGCAAGACCAUCACCCUUGAGGUCGAGCCGAGCGAUACCAUCGAGAACGUCAAGGCCAAGAUCCAAGACAAGGAAGGAAUUCCUCCAGAUCAGCAGCGAUUGAUCUUUGCCGGCAAGCAAUUGGAAGAUGGUCGCACCUUGAGCGACUACAACAUCCAGAAGGAAUCGACUUUGCAUUUGGUGUUGCGUCUUCGUGGUGGGAUGCAAAUCUUCGUCAAGACUUUGACUGGCAAGACCAUCACCCUUGAGGUCGAGCCGAGCGAUACCAUCGAGAACGUCAAGGCCAAGAUCCAAGACAAGGAGGGAAUUCCUCCAGACCAGCAACGGUUGAUCUUUGCCGGUAAGCAAUUGGAAGAUGGUCGUACGUUGAGCGACUACAACAUCCAGAAGGAGUCGACUUUGCAUUUGGUCCUUCGUCUUCGUGGAGGUAUGCAGAUCUUCGUCAAGACUUUGACUGGCAAGACCAUCACCCUUGAGGUCGAACCCAGCGAUACCAUCGAGAACGUCAAGGCCAAGAUCCAAGACAAGGAAGGAAUUCCUCCAGAUCAGCAGCGAUUGAUCUUUGCUGGUAAGCAAUUGGAAGAUGGUCGUACGUUGAGCGACUACAACAUCCAGAAGGAGUCGACUUUGCAUUUGGUCCUUCGUCUUCGUGGAGGUAUGCAGAUCUUCGUCAAGACUUUGACUGGCAAGACCAUCACCCUUGAGGUCGAACCCAGCGAUACCAUCGAGAACGUCAAGGCCAAGAUCCAAGACAAGGAAGGAAUUCCUCCAGAUCAGCAGCGAUUGAUCUUUGCCGGCAAGCAAUUGGAAGAUGGUCGCACCUUGAGCGACUACAACAUCCAGAAGGAAUCGACUUUGCAUUUGGUGUUGCGUCUUCGUGGUGGAAACUAAAAUCGCUUUUGCUUUCAACGUUAACUGGCUCUGCAUUUAAAUUAACAUUUUUCGCUAUUCAAAAUUCCACUUUUGUCAACCAGUUACUGCUUUUCGUGAAUAAAAAUGUUUCAAUUUAGAAAUUCAAA